UUUGUUUUUAAAAUUAUUAGAAAACGCGUUUCAAUUGUUAUACAUUUUACAUUUUGCACACAAGUUAAAUUGAAAAGUGUACAAUACGUAAUAGACCGAUGAUCAUAGCCUAAGAAAGAACUAUGCUGUGGUAGAGUGGUGGCUUAGGUUGAUUUAGCCCAUAAAACUUCUAAUCUGGGAUAAAAAUGGUGGCGUCCAAUAUGAUUGAUUCGCUUUUUCCAAAUUGUUUAUCCAAUGCGUAUUUCUUAGACAAGCUUAUAAGGCUUUAUCGUGCCAACGAAUGCCUAUGGAAUCCCAAGUCUCCUGGAUAUCAUAAUUUGGCACUGAAGACCCAGGCCUGGCAUCGCAUUUCAGUUCUUUUCAAUAACGAAUUUAAUAUUGGCGAAUUGAAAUCUAUGAUCAUCUCUUUACGGCAGUUUUACCAAAGAAAGCGUCUGAUGGAAACAAGGAAUAGACCACGGAAGCAUAUAUUGCCUCAGGAGAGAUUCUAUGAGAAACUGCAAUUUUUGAAUACCAGCGAGAUGGAGAAUUUCAAUGUGAAAAAUUUCAAAAAUCAACCAAUACACUGCAAUAGCCAAAUCAACUGCAGCGUUGAGGACACAUUUCUGCUGAGCAACAGUCAGAAGAGUAUUCACAGCGAACAGGUUGAUCUAGGAUUGCACUAUUCAUUGGAUGAAGAUUACACAAGAAUGGCAUCACUGGGAAUUCCAGAAAAUAAUAAUUCCAUUGAAUUGCCGAUUCCUCCUACCGAAUUUCAAGAAAAGAAACUAGAAAUCCGUGCUGUUUCCGGCAAUGAUCGUCCGCAUUAUAGAGACGUUGAAGAAUAUGAUGGAUACCGAAGACAUCGUAAUAGAGCUUUCAAGAUGCAAAGACGGAGUAGCAACUAUAGCACGGCCAGCCGCAGUAUUGCAAAUGAUAGUUGUAAAAGCAUACCAAGUAAUCGAACACCAAAGGGAAAGGUUCUUACUAGAAGAUAUGCUAAGCCAAACUCACGACAGAGACUUGUAGAAUAUGUGUAUGCAUGCAAAUUGAAUGGUGAUCGGCAGAACAGUCAUCUACAUAUCUUAAAUCCGAUAUUUGUGAAUGGUCUAUACCGCAGGAAAUCGGGAAAUGAUGACGAUGGUGGUGCCGAAUUAGAUGAGGAGUGCCGACCGCAUUGUACCUGUUGCCCAAAUUACAAGAAACAAAAAGCAAAGCCAAUUCCAAAAGACGAGUAUAUUGAAGAGGACGGACUGAAUGAAAAUGACAAUCGAGAUAAUGAUCAAGCGAGCUAUCAGCAAAGAAACAGCAAUCCAGAUAAUCAAAAUGAAAUGAGCUAUCAGAAUAGAAAUGAGAAUGAAGUUCCAACGGAAUAUAGGGAUCCAGAUCGUGAUGCAAUGCAACAAGAAAAUUAUGAUAAGUUCCAAUCUCCAGAGCCCACGUCAGAAGAUAAUCCUCCAAAAUGUUGUCGUCCCGAUAACUGCCCUGUAUUCAUUAGUGCAACUAAGCAAGCCUAUUCACAACGACAAGAUAAAUACAGAGAUGACAUCGAUGACAUAGUCGAUGAGCAGCCUUCACCGUCUAGGCAAAGUGAACAAAAAAACAGAUUCAAUUCAGAACCAACAGAAGAAGAGUAUAGAGAGAGAGAGGAACCAAAAGAGUCGAGUAGACGUGAAUAUAAACAAUCUUCUAGACAAGCAUCUGUAAAUACGAAUAGAACGGGAUAUGGUAGCAGAUCAGGACAGAAAGCAACACAUGGGACGAAGCUUUAUUGUACAGCAAAUAAAAAUCAUAUGCAACAAGGCAAAAUGUAUGUAGACUGUCCAUAUAUAAUUCAAAAUCCUAGUGAUCGAGGACAGAUGAGUCCGCGAAGAGGAACUCGAAAUACCUAUCAAAGCGAGUACGUUGAGAGACGGAUCGAUUAUAGAUCAAAUCGAUCUUCUCGAAAUAGGAGUGAACGCGACGGAUAUGAGUCUCCGAUUUCAAGGGGUCGUCAAAAAAAUGAUCAGAAUGAUGAGAGGUUUUCAGAAAAUUCACGAUAUGAUAAUUCUCCACAUGCGCAAAUAAGGUCCAGUCAAGAUUCAGACGGCAAUAGCUUUUCGAAAUAUACUGCGAGAACUAGCACAAUGUCAAACCAACGAAAGUAUUUAUCUGAAGAGGAUAUAAUUGACGAUGAGGAUCAAGAUGGAGAAAGCCCAAGAAAUGGAAGCCCGAUAAACUAUGAACCAAGGCAACCAAUACUAGAGGAAUACUUAAAGGAUGACGAUUGUACGUGCUCGACGGAUGAAGAAUAUGAUGAAGACAACAGAAGUGUGGUUCCAACUGCAGAUCAGUAUCCUCAAGGAAACGAGAAUCAAAUGCAUGAAUAUCAAAGAGUUGAUUGUCCCUGCGAAAACUUCCAAGAAGUUCCAAGAAGUUAUCGACAGGAGUACAAAGAUAAUAUAUGUGAAUCUCCAGAGUCUCCCAAGCGACGUUCUAAAGAUAGUCGCAAAGGGCGAAAGGACAUAAUCGAAUACUGUUUAAAUGAUUGUCCCCAGUCAUGCGAUGAGCUGUGUCCAAAUUAUGUAUACGAACAAGAGUACCGGCAAUUCCGAUCAGAAAAGUCUCCCAAACAAUCAGGUGAUAGCUACAAAAGACUGCCUGAUGAGAGAAAUUCAAAAUAUGACGAUGAAAGUACCAGUUCACCUAAAAGGAGAUCCCACUCUAAUCGUGAUGUUUCUGUUGAAACAGAAUAUGAUAUGAACUUCAAUAAACGAGGGAAUGCCGAAGAUGCAACUGCAAGAAGUCGGGAGCAGUCUAAAGUUUCGGAAAGUGUUGUUGAAAAUGAAAAUGACACAACAAAUGCCAAUCAGACCCAGUCUAAAGCUUUAAAAGUAGCAAAGAAAAAAAACUUGCUCUGCAAGUGUGUGCCCGAUAAACAGCCAAAGCCCAAAGGUAAACAGCGAUCUUCGUCACCAGCAGGAGGCAAGUGCACUUGUAGUGUGAAGCGUUUAUCAAAGUCUGAGGACAUAGAAGACGAAUUACAGAGCGAGGUCGUCAAAAAGCCCAGAAAAUCCCCCCAAACGUCAGAAGAGCCAGGACCGCAUGAAAAGCGUGUCAAUCGACAGCCAUCGGGUUAUGAGUCUCGGCUACCUAAUGCGGGUAACAAACUUCGUGGCAUGUCCGUGCUGGGAACCUUUCAGGUGCCACCCGUGCUGGCCGAGAAGACCAUAAACAUAGUCAAGAAACACAUUACUAAAUUGAGUCCGAUGCUUGUCGAGCAAGGGACAACCAAGUUGAUGAUGAGCAACUCGUAUCAGAAUUGCAUCAGACCCGUGUUGGAAGAAGCGCUGCCAAAAAGUAUGGCGAGUACUAAUAAAAUUCCUGUUGGGUUCACAAACUCCGCACCGAGCCGUGAAAUGAAAGGUCCAGUGAUGGCGCCCAGUAAUCCAUUUCGUAAUAUAAAUUUUAAUGUUUCAAAGAGGAACAUCAUUAUUUUGCAUCCACCGGCAAAAGACUUUCGUCCCUCUAAAAACUCCUUUGACCAGGAUGAAGUUGUCUCUUCUGAGAGACACGAACAUGAUGCCACCAAAGUAACCGAUGUAUAGAAUUAUUUGCUAAACUUCCAAAGCCAACCAGACCUCAUACCAUAGCUAUAGACGCCUUUCACACCAACCCCAUAGCUGCAUAAAAUGACACUAACUAACUGAAGA
Messenger RNA from Drosophila nasuta, 3671 nucleotides. Its product is annotated as GATA zinc finger domain-containing protein 14. The transcript has 3 exons. The record is from RefSeq and is a predicted model, not a curated record. The coding region runs from base 186 to 3566 and encodes 1126 amino acids. Lineage: Eukaryota; Metazoa; Arthropoda; Insecta; Diptera; Drosophilidae.